This is a messenger RNA of Fusarium proliferatum ET1, 144 nucleotides long. RefSeq lists its product as uncharacterized. The record is from RefSeq and is a predicted model, not a curated record. Bases 1 to 144 code for a protein of 47 amino acids. The transcript is spliced from 2 exons. Lineage: Eukaryota; Fungi; Ascomycota; Sordariomycetes; Hypocreales; Nectriaceae.
AUGCCUGUUGUCCUGUGCCCCAAGUGCACUACGACUGAGAAGCAAGUUUGGGUCAUGCCUGGUCACUCCUGUCCCUACUGCGGCAACGCGAUUCGUGUCUCUAAGAACUCAACCGUCUCGACUUUCAAUAUGGUUGAGCGAUAG